Seriola dumerili (greater amberjack) is the source of this 3382-nucleotide messenger RNA. It is a transcript of the gene prlrb, whose product is annotated as prolactin receptor-like. Lineage: Eukaryota; Metazoa; Chordata; Actinopteri; Carangiformes; Carangidae. Gene Ontology annotation, cellular component: signaling receptor complex; external side of plasma membrane. The record is from RefSeq and is a predicted model, not a curated record. Bases 182 to 1861 code for a protein of 559 amino acids. Gene Ontology annotation, molecular function: cytokine binding; cytokine receptor activity. The transcript has 9 exons. Gene Ontology annotation, biological process: cytokine-mediated signaling pathway.
GUCAACAUCAGCUACAUGUAGUUCAUUUACGAAGAAGCGGAGGUCGGCACCCGUCCUACACCGGUGUGUGAGGUAAAAACAAGAGAGGCAGCCAAGUCACGGGUUCACAUCACCUCAUUAACCACAUGCUGGUGAUGUCACUUCGUUUUUUAGGGCCCACAGACUGACAGUUUGUGUCAGGAUGAGGAGAGAUCUUGGGUUGACGCUGCUCUUGCUGCUGUCUGCAGCUGCCGAGUCCAACAGCAUGUCUCCACCGGGGAAACCAGUCCUGCUCGGUUGCAGGUCCCCAGAGAAGGAGACGUUUACCUGCUGGUGGAAGCCGGGCUCCGACGGUGGGCUGCUGACCAAACACCACCUCUACUAUGAGACAGAAAAAUUGGAGGGAACACAGGAGUGUCCAGACUACCACUCGGCAGGGAGGAACUCCUGUUUCUUUGACAAGGACCACACCUCCAUCUGGGUCGAUUACUACCUGUCAGUGGUGGCCUCCAAUGCCCUUGGGAAUGCCACUUCAGACGUCUUUAAGAUGGACGUAAUGGAAAUCGUGAAGCCCAACGUUCCAGAAAACGUCACUCUGCAGGUGAUGAAGAUAGAGGACAAUCCAUACCUCUAUAUCAGAUGGGAGCAUCCCUAUGACACAGACACCAAGUCCGGCUGGGUCACCAUCAAAUACGAACUAAGAGUCCAACAAGAAAACAGCAAAGGGUGGAAGGAGUACACGUCAGGUACACAAACCCAGUUCAACCUGUACAACAUCAAUCCUGGUGUACUGUACAUAGUUCAGGUGCGCUGUGCAUUAGACCACGGCUCCUGGAGCGAGUGGAGCCACUCUACCUCUGUGAAAACCCCAAACUAUGCUCAGAAAAACUUUUGGAUAUUGGUGUCUAUCCUCUCUGCAGUUCCAUUUACAACAGCAAUGUGUAUCUUUGUCAUGAAGAGGAAAUAUGUGAAGAAGUGUCUUCUGGCCCCUGUUCCUGGUCCAAAGAUCAGAGGACUAGAUGUCCAACUUCUGAAGAGGGGGCGAUCUGAAGACAUAAUCAAUGCCCUGAUAAUCAACCAGAGCUUUCCUCCUUCGGUGGCCUGGAAGGACGAGAUAGAGGAGUACCUAAUCGUGUCUGAUGACGGACUUCUGCCAAACCCUUCAAGUUCUCAAAAAAGGAAGAAAAGCUUGAUUAUUCCCACUGGCUUCCACUUAGACUUGGAAAUCCAAUGUAAGGAGUCGUCUCCAGGCCAAAGUGACUGGGACAAGGAUGAGGAAAGAAAGAAGGAAAUAGACAACUUUGUAAAAAGCAUUACGUUGCUCUCAGGGGAGCCACCCCAGCUGCCAACUCAGAAACAGCUGUGCCCAAGUGUAAGCUUUGUAAACAGAGAGGCGACAGAUCAGAGUCCAUCAAAUCACAACGGUGCUGCUGAGAACGUUGUCCAACCUCUGACAAAGAGCGGUUAUGUGGAUAUUCAGAGACACAAGAACAUACAGGAGGUGGGUGUGAAAGAGGAGGACUACAGCAGAAUGCAGGAGGUGAAUGGUGACAAUAUUCUCAUCCUCCAGAAAGAAAAAGUCCCAGCAUACAUGGAUGUUCAGAGACAAGAGGAGAACAUACCAGAGGACUACAGCAGGGUGAAAGAGGUGGACGGUGCCAAUACAGUCCUCCUGCAGAGACAAAAUGUCUCAGCUGACUCUUCCUGUAGGGAGAAGGGUAACCACUACACAAACUGCACCAAUCAGAAGGACUUACACUUUACUGGGCCCGGUAAACUGGGAGUGUGCACAGAACUAAUCUGUAGCGGAUACGUAGAUGCUACCCCUGUACCAUCUUUAAUGGAAGGUUUUGUUUCACAUGCUAUGUCCAAAAACAAAUGACUGAUGCCCCUAGUUAUUUUACUAGGGUUUUAAUGAUAAGAGAAAUAGUUAUAUUCUAUAUUUUUGUUAUUUCUUUCGGAUAGAUUGCCAUGACAUUUGAUGCAGACAUUCAUGGUCACCAGAGGAACAGGACUGGCUUUUAUGAUCCCCUUACGUUUCCUCUGCACCAUGUGGUUCAGAGUGAAAUAUCUCGACAACUAUUUGAAGGAUUGCUGUGAUAUUUGCCACAGAUAUUUAUGGUUUCUUGAGGUUGAAUUCCAAUGACACCGAUGAUCCUCUGAGUUUUAAAUUUUCCACUUGUUCGGUGAAAUAUCGUGGCAGUGGAUGGCCACUUAAUUCUGUUCUGGUAUUGGUUCCCAGGAGAUGAAUCCUAAUUACUUUGCUGAGAAGACUGACAUUUUUGGUUUUGUGUGAAAUAUCUAUUUUGUUACAUACAUUCAAAGUCCUUAGAGAAUAACCUUAAGAUUGUGAACAUGAUAAAGAUUAUACCCGAUAAACAUUAAGCUAUAUCAGGCUUUGGCAACAUAGAAUACUAGUUGGAGAGUUGUAAUUGUUGAUUUUUAGAGUAGUAGUAAAUAGUAGUUGGCCAUGAAAAAAUUACAGAAGGUGUUGCAGUGUGUUGCUUUUGCCUCAGGUCAUUCUGGUUUAUCUGGGGUGUGUACAAAAGAAAAGGAAACUGGACUGCACUCACACUCAACCUACAACUAAAAUUUUAAAUGAGAUGACAUUACAUGGCUUUAAUAGGAAUUGAUCUGGAAAAAGUAAAAAUAGGACUGCACACAAAAAUGUCAGUAGUCUAAUCAUCAUAAACAAUUUUUUUUUUUUGCAUGACACUUAAUGCAACUGAUUUUUUAAAGAAUGACUUUCUGUAACUCGUUUUUGACAUCAAGUUUCAUUCCAAAAGGAUUGAUCCGUUUUAAAAAUAUCAAUUUCCUAGUUGUGUUAUUUAAGGUCACAAAUUAUUAUUUUUGUUUUUUUAUGUAUUUAAGUGAGGAGUUUUAAAUCGCUAAUAAUUCCACAGUUUUACUUUGAGACAAGAAAUCAUUUUGGAAUGAACAUUUCAAAUGUAGGGCCAACACAGGCUACUUUACAUUACAUUGUAUGUGGGAUUUAAAAAGAGAUAAUCUUCUUUUUAUAUUCAUUUAGGGAGAGAAGAAGUAAGAGGAUUCAAAUGCAUUAAUACAAAUUACAUCUAAUGAUCUGUGUUUGUUUCAUAGAAACAAAGAUAGCGACAUAACAUUUUAAAAUGUUUGUUUGUGUCGUACAUUUUAAGCACCAUGUCUGGUCUUGUGUUGCACUCUUCAUAGUGCAGUUUAAACUCAGGAUUUUUUUUUCCUGCCUCAGGUUAAGGAUAGAAACUUGAAGAGUAAACAUGACUUUUUGUGUCUCUGCUCUAUUUGUGGAAGUAAAGUACUAAAAAAUUAUCCCAUGGAAGAUGUUUCUUCUUUUCCUUAAUCCAAAUAAACAAAACUUGAGUAAACUGACCGUUGCAGAUAUAACUAAAAUAUUUCCCAAGAUACU